GUCUACUUCAAAGGUUGAGAAAGAAUCAAAAGUUCCCAUGAUCUAAGGCGCGCUUUUCUUUUGAAUAGAAAAGAAAAAGCAAGAAAACCCGAGCUAUCAACGGCUAACUGCUCUCUCUCCCUCUCUCUCACGAGAAUUCACAGAAGGAAGACGGAGAGAUGAAAUGGGGAAGAAAGAAAUCAUCUGGCCUUUCGCUUCCUCACCUCUUUCCAAUUCCAUGGCUUUCGAAGCUCAAGCUGAUGGGAGGCAAAACCAAACCCCAACCUGCAAAAUCCAAGCAAAAACCCAAACCCAAAUCACCCCAGAACUCAUCCAUACCUGUUUGUUUCAGGUCCUCCUCUCGGCCAUCUGACUGCGGCUUCCGUUCCGUCUCCGACGUCUCCUUCUCGCCGGAAAUUUUCAACAGGAGGAUGGACCGGAACCUGACCGGAUUGGUCGAUCCGGAAGAUGAUUUCUGGAGAUUCUCCUUCCGUAACAAGAGGUUUGAAUGCAGGGAGAGCUUAGGGAGCUUCGAAGACGAGCUUGCAUUUCAGUUCUCGAAUUGUGGCAGCUGCAGAUCGAGCGGUAAAGCUGGAAGAAAAGAUUUUGAUCUUAGGAAGAGGUGCAACCAUUUAUCAGUGAAAUUCGAGAUGUCUCCGCAAAAUCAAAGUUCUGAGAACGAUGAAGACUGGAAUAAAAUGAGAUUCGAGCAUCGACGGAGGCUACUUAGGAAACAUAGGAAAUCGAGAAGAGCAGAUGGAAGAAUUUUAGCAGCAGCAGAAGAAGUUAUUACAUAUAGAGAAGAAUCGGUUCAAGAAGAUCAGAGAUCUCAAAAACAAGAUCCAAAGAUCUCGGAAUCGGAUCAAACGGACAGGGUCCAUUCGCCGAAUUCAAUAAAAUCAUGCCGGAAAACAGAACAGGAAGAAAUUCAGAAAUCGACAGCUCUGGAUUCACAGAAACCAGAUCAGCAAAUCACAAAAGAUGAAGAUGGAAUUCCACGCAGUAUUUCAUCAGAUUCAGAGCAAAAAUCAUCAAACGAUCAGGCAAUUAGAGAUCUCAGGCUGAGGAGGAAAAUCAGACAAAGAUCGAAAGGCGGACCGAAUUCUCCGAGGACUGCUUCAAGGAACGACAUGUGUAAGAUAAGAGCUCUGGAGAAUCUAAAGAAAGCGAAGAAGAAGAAGGAGAGGGAAACAGAUAUAUGCAGAUCAUUCGAGAAUUACGCUGUGGUGAAGAGCUCCUUCGAUCCACAGAAAGAUUUCAGAGAAUCGAUGGUGGACAUGAUCUCAGAGAAUGGGAUCGAACGGCCAGAAGAGCUCGAGAGUCUCUUGGCUUGCUAUCUGUCGUUGAAUUCGGAUGAGUAUGGCGACCUCAUUGUGAAGGAAUUUCAGCAGGUAUGGAUGGAUUUGAAUUUUGGACAGAGACCGUUGAAUAGCAAAGCUAGAGCUGAGUAAUUAUAAUUAGUAAUAUGAUUAGAGCUUAAUUACGACCGUAAUUGCUCUGUAAAUAACAUAUAAUGAUGUUUUAUUAGUUUCUACUUGUUAGUAAAUCUUCUUUCCUGUUCUGAGUUCA
Messenger RNA from Magnolia sinica, 1548 nucleotides. Its product is annotated as transcription repressor OFP5-like. NCBI's taxonomy places the organism in Eukaryota, Viridiplantae, Streptophyta, Magnoliopsida, Magnoliales, Magnoliaceae. The transcript has a single exon. Bases 159 to 1430 code for a protein of 423 amino acids. Gene Ontology annotation, biological process: negative regulation of DNA-templated transcription. The record is from RefSeq and is a predicted model, not a curated record.